Messenger RNA from Gastrolobium bilobum, 1700 nucleotides. Its product is annotated as flowering-promoting factor 1-like protein 3. Bases 86 to 421 code for a protein of 111 amino acids. NCBI's taxonomy places the organism in Eukaryota, Viridiplantae, Streptophyta, Magnoliopsida, Fabales, Fabaceae. Gene Ontology annotation, biological process: regulation of flower development. The transcript has 3 exons. The record is from RefSeq and is a predicted model, not a curated record.
ACAUUUCUAAGCAAGGUCACAAACCCGCCAAAGUCCUAAACACACACUUGUUGUUGUUGUUGUUGUUGUUGUUCUGUUGUCAAGAAUGUCAGGGGUGUGGCUUUUCAGGGACGGUGUGGUGAGGAGGGUGGAGAACCCUGGAGCUGAGGAUGGAAGCAGCAGGCAAGGGUCGAGUUCAAGGCGCAAGGUGCUGGUUCACACAGCAAGCAAUGAGGUCAUAACCUCUUAUGCGGUACUAGAGCGCAAGCUGAACUCACUUGGGUGGGAACGCUAUUAUGAUGACCCUGAACUGCUUCAGUUCCACAAACGCUCCACCGUGCACCUCAUCUCACUCCCAAUGGAUUUCAACAAGUUAAAGCCCAUGCACAUGUACGACAUAGUGGUCAAGAACAAGAACGUUUUCGAAGUUAAGGACAUGUAGGAAUCUACCGCCAACAAAACAAACCCCUGCAUGCCCUUCCUUCGGGCAGGGCACCCUGCUGCUGUGUUGAGUCUUGAGUGUCACUGUUUGUGUAUUACUGAUUCAACUCUUACAGAGGAAAUCAACCAUAUAUGAUGACUUCGGUUUUUGGGCGGUCUACCAUCCUAGCCGAGUAGAAUCGGUAGAUCCUGACUUAACACAACACAAGGGUGGUUAAACGGCUCUUUCACCAGUUUGGGACUCUUCCCAUUUAAAUGUACGAAAUUGGUACGUGGGUGGGAGUAAUUACGUUUUGGGGUCAGUAAAUGCCGCGGGGGACUGCCAUCGUAUCUAAAUUACGCCCAGAGAGCCCCGCGGCAGUAAUGUGAAUUUUUUUUUUUUAUUUCUCGUUAGACAGUGCCGCCCAUCCUCCCCCACGGCACUCAAAUACGUUAUUUUAAUUAAAUAAGUGCCGCCCACCCCCCCAUACGGCACUAAUAUAAUAUUUAUAUUUUUACUAUGUAAGUGCCGCCCAUCCCCCGUUACGGCACUUAUUUUAAUUUUUGCAAACCUAAAAUUUGUAUCCGUUCUGUGAACAAUUGCGAAAUAAACGAAACACUUGUAGAACGAGAAGAACGUUUUCCCCAAUUUGUGGUCGGCGAGCAGGAGGAGAUCGAGAAGAACGUUGUCCCCCAAUUUGUCAUUGUCGGCGAGCUGUGUGUUGUGGUCGGCGAGCAGGAGGAGAUCGAGAAGAACGUUGUCCCCCAAUUUGUCCUUGUCGGCGAGCUGUGUGUAGAACAAGAAGAACACUUACAGGUUGAUUUCAUCAUCACAGAGACACCAUUGACAAGGUUCUCCUCCGAUCUGUUGGUGCCUCUGUACAACUUCGUUCAUUCCACCACCGCUCCGCCAUCGUUGGUCGGAACCAUUGUUCAUCGGAGCCACAUUCGCCGUCAACCACCAGAUCCUCUAUCACCUCGGAUUUGGGUUUACAAGAAAAGCGUUUUUGACUUCAAAAGCAGAGUAGUGGUCUCUAUCACAGAUUCACAGUUUUAAAUAACAGACCUCACCCACAGUGAUGGCAUUUGAUGAUUCAUAUGAGAGACAUCUUCAUCCCGGUCCUCGCUUCAAUUCGAUAUUAUGCAUGCAAUCUAUACACCGGUCAGAGGUUGUCUGGACGGAGGAAGAGGAUUAUAAAUCUCUAAAUGUCAGAAGUGGACGAUUGGCAGGGUUGGAUGUUAUUCCAGAGCCCAUUGUUCCUUAUUUAUGUCGUGCUGGCUUUCUUGGCGCUGCUCGGAUG